This is a messenger RNA of Acanthochromis polyacanthus (spiny chromis), 3402 nucleotides long. It is a transcript of the gene r3hcc1l, whose product is annotated as R3H domain and coiled-coil containing 1-like. The record is from RefSeq and is a predicted model, not a curated record. The coding region runs from base 114 to 1112 and encodes 332 amino acids. The transcript is spliced from 7 exons. Lineage: Eukaryota; Metazoa; Chordata; Actinopteri; Pomacentridae.
AUGACUUCAUCUCCCACAAUGCUUUUCGUUGAUCUGCGCUUUGCGUCAGCUGUGCGACGAAAAUCUGAUGUUAAACAAACCAAACACGGAUGUUUUGGGAUCAUCAUUGAAGCAUGGAGGCAGAACAGCCUAAAGAAGACUGUACUCCCUCCCAGCCAACACAUACACCUGAUUCUCAGUCUAAGAAGCCUAGCCAGCCUCUGUAUGUCCCCAAACAACGACUGCACGCCUCCAAAGACCAAGCUCAGACUCAGGGUGAAGGUAAACCAAGACCCAGACCUCGCUAUACAGACAAGGCACGAAAGAACGCUAAGAACAAGAAGGACAAGGCUGGAGGAGGAGAUAGAGGUGCGAUACAGAAAAAUGAUCCUGAUGUGAAAGAGGAGCGAGUACAGGGAGCAGAGGUGAUGGUUAAUGGGCAGCCCGACUCAUCCAAUGUGGAGACAGGGGGUACAUCACAGCAGGAAGCAGCAUCUCCUCAGGAAGAAAAGGGGGAAGAGGAAAGCUGGGACACCUUGUUCAACGAUGAUGGAGACUGUUUGGAUCCGCAUCUGCUGGAAGAGCUGGCAUUGAGGGAUGGUAAGAAGAAGAAGUCAAUCCAGGAGCCCCGGUUCGAUUAUUACAACAUGGACAGGGAUGACGAUGAUGACGUUGACCUCACAGACGAUGAGCUUUCUCAUAUCGUAGAAAUCUACGACUUCCCCACAGAGUUCAAGACGGAAGACCUUCUGAAGUUAUUUCAGUGCUACCAACAGAGAGGCUUUGACAUUAAGUGGAUUGAUGACACACACGCCCUGGGCCUCUUCUCAAGCCCUAUAGCAGCCCGUGAAGCUCUAAGAUCCAAAAAUCCACUGAUGAAGUUGCGACCGCUCUCCAAAUCUUCAUCUGCCACAAAGGCCAAAGCCCGUAGCUGCUCAGACUACCUCCUUCCUGCUAAAGAGAGACCCCAGACGAGUGCAUCACUGGCCAGAAGACUAGUGAUCGGUGCCCUCGGUGUAAAGAGCAACGUCACAAAGGAGCAGCGUGAGGCAGAGAGGAAGAAACUGCAGGAGGCGAAAGAGCAAAAGCGUCUGGCAGCCAAGCAGAGGGAAGAUGCUUGGGAGGGGAAGUGACUGGACGCACAUUUGAUUCCUUGAUUCAACAGAGGACUCAGACUUUUCAGUUUCUUCUCCUCUUCUGUUUUUUUUUUUCAACUUGCCACUCCCUCCUACCAGCCCACUUCCCAGAAAUGGGUUUCCUCCGUGUUUUCCUUCGUCCGUGCAAAAACUCUUGACCCGUAACAUCGUCAGGACUACCACCACCUGACUCACCAGGACUUACUCUCAAAUCUCUGACUUUGUGAACGCAGUUUGUAAUGAAGCACUGAGGCUAAGAAAUUUUCCAAGUGAACAUUAUUCACUGAAUUUGUUGUUUUCUGUAUAGAUCCAAAGCUUCAUGUUUUUCUUUCUACGGAUAUUUUUCAAUGUUUUUAAAGAUUAAAAUGUGAGUGUGUCACGUACGAUGUAAAUUAAUUCAUAAUGAUGCAGUUUAACAUUAUACACCAAUCAGCCACAACAUAAAAGCCAGUUACCUAGCAUUGUAUGGGCUUUCCUUGUGCGCCAGUACAGCUCUGACACAUUGAGACAUAGACUCAUGGCUCUGUGUUGUCAGGCCCCAAGAAGUGAGCAGAAGAUUGACAAAGUCCUGUAAGUUGCAAAGUCCAUGGAUUGGACAUGUCAACUUGUUGACACCUGUGCUGCUUAAACAAUUCCUGAACGGCUUUUGCAGCGUGGCGGGGAUCAUUAUCCUACAACAGUAUUUAGGUAGGUGGUAUUUGUCAGAAUAACAUCCACAGGAAUGCCACAACCCAAAGUUUUCCCAGAAGAACAUCACAGAGAGCAUCACACUGCUUCCACUGGCUUGCUUUAUUCCCAUGGUGCAUCAUAUUUACCCAGGUAAACCACACACACACUUCUCAUCAUCCACAGAAUGUAAAAUUGAAUUCAGUUAGGUUUUAUCUGUAAAUUGCUUCACAUAGUAGGGUUUACAUCGUUCCAUUUUGUACAGAGGAACUAGACAUAUUUAGCAGUUCCCUUUGAACAAACCUGGUGACAACAGGAAGAAAGUCUCCCUUUAAACAGGAAGAGAUCUUAAGCAGAACCAGGCUCACAGAGGGUGGACAUGUGCCUCGACUGGGGUAACGGGGUAAAGAGAAGAGUGAUAUGGACAGUAGACAAGAAAUUAUAAAACAUGACACACUAGGGAGGCUGGUGAGACCAUAUAAAGAAAAGACAAUGUGAUUCAGCAGUCCGUGCCACCUUCUUCCAGUGCUCCGUGGUUCAGUUCUGACGUUUCAUCGUAGGUGCUUUUGGUGUUGGACAUCUGCCAGCAUAGACUCUGAUGGAGAGUCCCAUAUACAGCAAGAUGUGAUGCUCUGUGUGUGACUUUUUUUAACAUAUCAAGAAUUGCGGUGGCUGCAUAGUGCUGUAGUGGUUAGCACUUCUGCCUUGCAGCAAGAAGAUCCCUGGUUCAAAUCCUGGGUGGACCUGGGAUCUUUCUGCAUGGAGUUUGCAUGUUCUCCCUGUGCAUGCGUGGGUUUUCUCCGGGUUCUCCGGCUUCCUCCCACUGUCUAAAAAUAUGCUGAGGUUAAUUGAUGACUCUAAAUUGCCCAUAGGUGUGAAUGUGAGUGUGAUUGUGUGUCUGUAUAUGUAGCCCUGUGACAGACUGGCGACCUGUCCAGGGUGUCCCCUGCCUUCGCCCGAGUCAGCUGGGAUAGGCUCCAGCACCCCCCGUGACCCCAGUGAGGAUAAAGCGGUGCAUAGAGAAUGGAUGGAUGGAUGGAGAAUUGCGGUUUUUCAGCAAUUUGUGCUGCAGUAGCGUUUCUGGGAGAUAAAUCACACGUGCGUCAGUGUCACUGGUUAACCAGUAGUGCUUCCUAGGCCAACUUCUGGUAGGUACAAACCUCAGUAUACUGUGAAUACUGCACAAGAGCUGCUGUUUUUUGACAUGUUCAGACCCGGUCAUCAUUCCAUCACAGUUGGGCCCUUGUCAUAAUUGUUCACAUCCUCUCUCUUGCUAUUUUCUCCAGCACAUUUUUUCAUUAUAAAAGGGUUAUUCACUCAUUUCCCUGUGGUUUUAAUGUGGCUGAUUGGUGCAAAUGAAGCAUUGUUGAGAUUAGUUUCUAUUUGAGGGGUGGAAUUAAAUAUGUGUCGAUUUAUAAAUGUUGUUUAACAGUUGAAGGCUCACCCUUAUUAAACAUUACUUCACUUUUAAGCCGUCAUGUCGGGUCGUUUGCAGUGUGAACCGCCACCCAGUGUCCUGCAUCAUUCUUAAAUGAGAGCAGCUUCUGAUGCAGAUACUGUAUUUCAGUUGUGUACGUUUCAUUUGUCACAUUGGCAGUUAAAUAAAUGAUUUACAGAAAGA